AUGAGCGGAGCGCAAAGCAGCUCUUUGGAUCAGUUCCUAGCGGAAGUGUCAAGGAGAAAGAGAAUCAGUAAAAGUUGCGGUGCUCAUCCGGAAGCACCAGCAGUCACACUGCCAACCGAAUCAUCCUCAACAACUGCGGUUCUCUCAACAACACCCGCAUCAACUCACUCCGCUGAUUGCCACUCCCUCCCCGUGGUACCAUCACCCUCAUCACUCUCGACCUCUUCACUCGUUGCAUCAACAGCGAAAUCCACAGCGCAACAACACCUCAAUGGUACUGCAACAACAGCUGCUGGGAAAAAGACCAUUGCAGAACUGCGCAAAUUGCAACUGCAAGCUCAAAGCAACGCCACCGUCAUUCUCAAUAGAAAUACUGCGGUACCAUAUCGUUUCACCCUUCAAAUUUCGUUUCGUUUCCGGAAGUCAAGCCCUAUAAAACUACAAAUUACAAUAAACCGCAAAGAAUUCGCGCAAAUUUCUCCAUAUUUUCGAGCUGCAUUUUAUGGUGGUUUCUCGGAAACAAAGUCUAAAUUACUGAGUUUUGAUAGGACUAAGAGUGAAGAGUUCUUGCAUUGUUGUGCCGUUCUCAGCCAACUUAUGAGUGAAAAUAAGUGGGAAGUGCCGGAUCUACAGUGGAUGAGUCUUCAAAAAGCAUUUGAGAUAUUAGACAUUGCUUCCUAUUUGUUGAUUGAUCCAUUGCUGGCGCUUAUAUCUGACGUGAUUGUCGCCAAAGUAAAUGCUAAUUCAUUAGUUCUGGCAUACCAUAAAGCAGAAAAUCGCCACGUGCCGUUAGCUCAAAAAUUGUGGAAAAUAAUUGUUCGUCAAUUUGAUCGAUUGCUAGCAAACAACACUUUUCUUGCGCUUUCUGAAACAGAAAUCCUAAAGUUAUUAUACGACAGAUAUUUAAAUAUCGACAAAAAUGAAGAAACAGCAAUGGUUCGAAAAUGGAUUACGGUCAAUGAUUAUGAUGGCGGAGGUGCAGUGCGCUUGCGUGAGGAGCUCCGUGGACGAAAUGAUACUGUUGGCUUCAGUGAAAAUGAGCCACGUUUGCCAAAUUCAGUCUUACUUGCAAGUGGCCCAACGAUGUUAGUGGAAGCGCUCGAUUCCCGAGCCCAAAGAUGGGUGCGUUCGGAGCUCAAACUUUUUGAACUACCACGUGCUUACCAUGCUGUCAUCAAUACUGGUGAACAUUUGUUUACCAUUGGCGGUUUUAAUGGUGCUGAGUAUUAUCGGUCAACGAGAAGAUUUGGUUUAAGUAAUCAGGAAUGUAUAGAGGCUGCACCAAUGUAUGACCAGCGGUGCUAUGUUGGAUGUGGUUUGCUGGAUCCGGAACGAAUUAUAGCAAUCGGUGGCUAUAAUAACCACGAUCGUUUGAAAUCUGCUGAGAUUUUGUAUGUACCGAAGAAUCAGUGGCAUCGAAUUGCUGAAAUGAACGUUAGAAGAAGUGACGGUCAUUGUGUGAUAAUGAAAAAUGUAGCAUACGCGAUCGGUGGUUUCGACGGAAUGAACUGUCAUUCGAGCGUUGAAUACUACGAACCGGAACGUGAUCGAUGGUUUACAAUGAGUAACAAUAUGACGAGUCGACGCUCAGGUGUUGGUGCAGCUACCUUGGAAGGAGUUAUGUUCAUAUGUGGAGGUUUUGAUGGUACCAGUCGUUUACAAACUUGCGAAUUCAUUGACGUGAGGGAAGGAAAAUGGCAUCGCUUGCGAUCGAUGAAUCGACCACGUUCGAAUUUUGGUAUAGAAGUAUUAAAUAACCAAGUAGUGGUUGCCGGAGGCUAUGGUGGUAUGGUUGGCACGAUAGGUGAAACGGAAGCAUAUGAUUUUCGUUCCAACAACUGGAUCGAGUUACCGACGAUGAACUUGCGACGUUCAGCGCUCUAUCUUACUCGAGUGGACAAUCAUGACAUCAUUGAGGCGUUUGUUCGUCCCAAAUAUGCUGCUGCAUGA
Acanthocheilonema viteae is the source of this 1950-nucleotide messenger RNA. Lineage: Eukaryota; Metazoa; Nematoda; Chromadorea; Rhabditida; Onchocercidae. The record is from the annotation of a GenBank genome assembly.